CGUCAAGUUGCGCGCGCACGGCAUCGCCGGUUUUUUCUUAAGUGGAACACCUCACCGCGUCAAGUCAACCUCGACCAAACCACCACCUUCAACCAGCAACCCUCCACAGGCAACUCUCUCCAUUAAAGACGAUGCAGAUCACUAGAGUACUCCGCGCUUCUACUUACACUCCCUCCAUUCGCUUCUUGGGCAGGCGCACCAUUCCGAAGAACAUUGAUCACUCUCUCAAGCCUCACCCCGAGGGCCCUCGCGAGUUCCCCGACUCCUUCAUCAAGUACCGUUCGUCCGCCCAACAGCACGGACCUCUCGGCAACAACGGUCGGGACGCUUCCACCUCUCCAAAUGCUCAGUCACAGGGUAGCCUGUUCAUGGACCGCGACGAGUUGCCUGCCCGCUUCCGCAGGAUGGUUAUGACUGCUGCCGAGAUGGAGGCCGUCGAGACCGGUGGUGCUACCAUCGUCUGGUAAGCGACAGCUGCCAAGAGCCGGUGAUCUAGGAGACGAAUGAUGCUCUUUGCUGGAUCGAAUUGUAUCAUUAUCAAAAAGGUGCG
This is a messenger RNA of Saitoella complicata NRRL Y-17804, 550 nucleotides long. RefSeq lists its product as uncharacterized. Gene Ontology annotation, biological process: 2-oxoglutarate metabolic process. NCBI's taxonomy places the organism in Eukaryota, Fungi, Ascomycota, Saitoellomycetes, Saitoellales, Saitoellaceae. The transcript is spliced from 2 exons. Bases 132 to 467 code for a protein of 111 amino acids. The record is from RefSeq and is a predicted model, not a curated record.